Morchella sextelata is the source of this 1074-nucleotide messenger RNA. RefSeq lists its product as uncharacterized. The transcript is spliced from 4 exons. Lineage: Eukaryota; Fungi; Ascomycota; Pezizomycetes; Pezizales; Morchellaceae. Bases 1 to 1074 code for a protein of 357 amino acids. The record is from RefSeq and is a predicted model, not a curated record.
AUGGCGAUAUUCAGUACCUUCCUCAACUCCGCCUUCAAGCCAAAAUUCCAACGCAUACUCCUCAUCAAUGCCGGUCUUCUCUUCACCAUCACCCUCUUCCUCCUCCUCAACCCCCUGCCCGCCCCAACCCCCCUCCACCUCCACCUCCCCACCCCCCCUCCCCAGCCCCCGCCCCCCCAACAAACCUACAACGCCUCCAAGCUCGCCCUCCUCAUCGAAGACCGCCCCAUCCCGCACCUCGCCCCGCUCCUCCUGCACAUGACCACCGUCGUGCCCCCCGACUGGCACUUCCUCUUCCUCGGCUCCCGCGCCUCCAUCGCGCACCUAACCCGCUCGCACGCCAUCCGGCACCAAGUCUCGCUCGGCAAGCUCGCGCUCACGCUCAUCCCGCCCAGGGCCAACGUCACCGGGCAGGAGGCGCUCUCGCAGACGCUCACCGACCCGUGGUUCUGGACGUGGCUCGGCGGCGCCGAGCGCUGGCGGUGGGAGGAGCAGUGGGUUGACGGCGACGGCGGCGGGGAGGGCGCAGGGCGCAGGGCGCAGGUCGAGUGGGUGCUCGUGUUCCAGAGCGACAGCAUCCUGUGCGCGAACAGCGGCGUGUCGCUGGACGAGUGGCUGCUGUACGACUGGGUUGGUGCGCCGUGGAACAUCAACGACGCCUACGGCGGCAACGGCGGCCUCUCGCUGCGCCGCGUGUCCCGCAUCCUGCAGAUCCUGCGCACGCAGCGGCGCUACGCUUACCACCGCGAGAUGGAGGACCUGUGGCUCGUGCGGCGGAUCAGCACGCUUCCGGGCGCGCGGAUGGCGAACGGGAGCACGGAGGCGGGGUUCAGCGUGGAGGGGGUGUGGGCGGAGGAGCCGAUGGGGUACCAUCUGGGGGGGUCGGGGGCGGUGAUGCCGCUGGCGGUGUGGAUGGAGAGGGGCCGCAGGGAGAGCGUGUGGGAGUGGUGUCCGGAGAUCAAGAUGAUUAUGGGCAUGGAGUUGGUGAAUGUGCCUGUGGAGGGGCCGCCGAGGGUGAAGGGGGAGUUCUUGGCGUGGGGGAGUGAGGCUGCUGGACCCUAUGGUACAAUUUAA